Fundulus heteroclitus (mummichog) is the source of this 10332-nucleotide messenger RNA. It is a transcript of the gene rev3l, whose product is annotated as REV3 like, DNA directed polymerase zeta catalytic subunit. Gene Ontology annotation, cellular component: nucleus; zeta DNA polymerase complex. The coding region runs from base 525 to 9584 and encodes 3019 amino acids. The transcript has 32 exons. Gene Ontology annotation, biological process: error-prone translesion synthesis; double-strand break repair via homologous recombination. Gene Ontology annotation, molecular function: nucleotide binding; DNA-directed DNA polymerase activity; DNA binding. NCBI's taxonomy places the organism in Eukaryota, Metazoa, Chordata, Actinopteri, Cyprinodontiformes, Fundulidae. The record is from RefSeq and is a predicted model, not a curated record.
AGCUACGUCCUGUAGCCUGUUAUGGAAGAAAGGGGAGCACAAGCGGGGGGCUGUCUGACUGAGGAGCACUGGCAGGGAUUAGCUCCGAGACGCGAUUUGGGAAGAUAGCGCUACAUACCGGAAGCUUGGGAAGCGUCUUCCUUGGCUCAAAACACAAGCGAGAGCUAGAACCACGAAGUCAGCGCAGACUCCAGCAUGGGGCCACCAGCCGGAGAGGACCGGGCAGCGGCGCCAGGGGCAGCGGCAGCCCUCGGCCACAACGCUUAGGCUUCGCGGCAGCAGGCGAACCUUUUACGGCGGCCACAGUCUGGGCGCGCGGAAGACACGGGGAUCUUUGUGGCUGUUUUUUUUUUUUUUCACGAGACACAACUAGGGCUUUCUCGUCGCUCUGCCGCCGUGACAGCACCCCGUUUGCCUGGCUUCGAGUGGCCAACACGGUCCCGGAAUCUUAUGGACUCCCUACAAUAGUUCUUUUUUAAGCUUUUCUUUCUUCUCUGCCGCUCUCUUUGACGGACGCGGCAGUCAUGUUUGCCGUGCGGAUAGUCACCGCGGACUAUUAUCUCGCAAGUCCCAUUAAGGGCCUGGACGUGUGUUACUCUGACUUCAGGGAGAGUGCAGUGAAGAAGGUACCGGUGGUGCGGAUAUUUGGAGCAACCCCAGCAGGUCAGAAGACAUGCCUCCACCUCCACGGUGUGUUCCCAUACAUCUAUGUGCCAUACGAUGGGUGCGGACAGCAGCCAGAGCGCUACAUGCGGCAGGUGGCCUUCAGCAUCGACAGGGCCCUCAACGUUGCCAUGGGAAACCCCGCUGCCAGCACCCAACACGUCUUCAAGGUGGUGCUGGUCUCUGGCACGCCUUUCUAUGGUUUUCAUGCCAAGGAGAAGCACUUUAUGAAGAUCUACUUGUACAAUCCUCAGAUAGUGAAAAGAGUGUGUGAGCUGUUACAAAGUGGAGCCGUGAUGAACAAGAGUUAUCAGCCUCAUGAGGGCCACAUCCCCUACCUGCUGCAGCUCUUCAUGGAUUAUAACCUGUAUGGCAUGAACCUGAUUAACAUGGGAGCCGUCAAAUUCCGCAGGAACCAUAACAAAGAAGGAGCGUCUGCAGACCCAGAUCGAACAUCUUCUAGCUCUCAUCCUAGCAUUAGCCCCUGGAAGAGCCCCUGUACUACCAAGCUGAACGACAGCAACCUUGCAGGCACCUUUGUCCGCUGGGAGGAGAACGCUCUACCCUGCUCUUUAGUUCUGGAUGAUGUUGAGAGGCAGAGCACCUGUGAGCUGGAGGUGGAUGCUGUGGCUGUAGACAUCCUUAACCGCCUUGAUAUUGAAAAUCAGAUAGGCAGGAACCCCGGAAUCCAGGCUAUAUGGGAGGAUGAGAAGCAGAGGAGGAGAGAGAACAAUCAGACCUCCCAGAUUGAAACCCCUGACUCACAAGAUCGUGGCUCAGUCACUUCAACGGACAGCGAGAAAACCUUCAUGAAGAGACUGAAGGAGAUUCUGAGGGAGAACAAGUUUGAUGUGACACAAGAUGUGAGUGCGGAUGAUGAACAGGAUAGUAUUUUGGCUGAACUCACGCUGCAUUCUGACCACCUGACCCCCGACGAGCUGCCAUGCACUGCUGCUAACGCUGUGGAGGUGCACAGGGACUCACAGCCUGGCUCAUUGAGGAGCAGUGGAAAAGUCCCAGAGGAGGCUGUUGUUGAUGAAGAGGCCAUCUUAAGCCUUCUGGAAAACAGUCAGACUUUUCUCCCACUUUCGCAGACCUCCAACCAUUCACCCCUCUUCGAAAGCAGUCAAGAUCACGCCCUCAUUGACUUGCUGGCAGGCCUGGAAGACGAUGGUUUCCACAGGACUCCACUAAGGCAGAGCUCUCAGUCUUAUUCACUCCCUGGUGCAACAGCCUACCACUGUAACAGUGAUGAAGAGGAAGCCGGGCCAGAGCUAGAGAAGGAAGAGGCGGAGCUCAGUCUGAUAAUGUCACAGCGGUGGGACAGCGAACACAAUGGGAGAACAAACCCGUCCAGGCCUGGAGUUAGGGAGGCAGAGGACGGCUUCAGUGAUGAGCAGCAGGAGUCCUCUGACGAAGACAUGGAGUGGACUGGGAAUCACUCCCUGUUUGCCAAGCUAUCCAUCCCACAGCUGGACGGGGCAGCAGAUGAAAGCAGCGAUUCUUCCUUAACAGACACGGGCUCCAUGUCUCAGUCCUCGCUUACAGUUACAGAAAAGUUGUUGGGGAAAACAAAUCCUUGCACAGGAGAGACCGUUCACCUGGAGCCGCCUUCGUCGGCUAAGAUCCUGCUGUGCAAGCAUCCUGAGCACAGGCCAGUUCACGUGCUGGACAUGGAGGAACAACAUGAAAACCCCUUUCAGUUAAAAAGAAGCCAGGACGCCACGAGUGAAUGUUCAGCAGGGUUCAGGGUCAAUAAAGAAAUCCCGUACAUCUUGCCAGUAAAACACCCAAUUUCUUGCAAAAUAGCCAAUCCCUCUGAGGUGUCUCCUAUUUGCAUAGACAAAGAGGACAUCCGACCCAUGUACGCAUAUAACAAGAAAAGCUCCAAACCUGUGGAUAAGGCGGAUCUCGAAGGUUUCCCUUUUGGUAGUAGAAAGGUGUCAAAAAACAGGAAAAGGUACAGCAGCCAAGAGACUGUAGAAGCUAACCGUUUGUCCAUUUUUCAGAACCACAGCACCAUCUCCCUUUGUUACUCAGACCUCAGAACCUGUUCUGCUAAGACAGAGCUGGAAUUGAGCACGAAGGAGAGAAAAAGCCCGACCCUGGCGAGCAUCACCUCAACCCCAUCUCUCAUGAAGGACGGCGAGUUCAUCGAUCACAGAGAGGAAGAAAUGGCCCAGGAAAGUGAGGAAGGAGAUGUUGGGGAACUCAAAAUCAGAUAUGAAGACUACCAGGAAAAUAAAACUGAGAGGACUAUUGUGGCACAGCAGGAAGCACAUUACAAGUUCUUCCCCAGUGUUAUUCUCUCCAACUGUCUCAACAGAAAGAAAACGGGAAAUAAAAAGCCGGCUGAGGCCUGCAAUACGCCAGAACUGUCCCCGCCUUGCAAGAUAAAGCUAAAACCUCCUAAAAAGAGAUUAGGAAUAGCAGGACACAGGAACAAAGCAGCAGUAGCUCAAAGUCCGACCUCUGACAGUCCAGUCAGCACUGACCUUCCUUUAGUAAUACCUGCUGUUAACCAGACAAACACAGAGGGGCCCGUUUCCAAUGAUCAACCAAAAUCACAGCCUGAGUUAAAUGAAGACGAGCCAAAUAACGAAGGUGAGCCUGUCAUAAACCGAGAGUUGAAUAGUGAGGAUAAGACUGUCAAUGAACAGAUAGAACCAGUCUCAGAGGCUGCUGUCUCCAAGUCCACCAUUGCUUCCUCUGUUUGUGAAGAAACCAAAGCCGCAGCAGAGGAUAGUCUGAGCCUUGAUCCACAGUUAUCUGCUAAAGUUAGCUGUACUAAAACAUCAGCACUGCCGGGAAGUAAAUAUACACUGAGGGCCAAACGGAAAAUGAAUUUUGAUGGUGAUAAUGAAGACCAUCAAACUUCCACUCGUACUAAAAAUGCUAGCAAGGUUUCAAGGUGGCAGGAGACCAAAUACCAGAAAAGACGCAAAAGAGAACCUCCUGUAAUUAUCAAGUACAUAAUAAUCAACAGGUUCAAAGGACAGAAAAACAUGUUGGUGAAGAUGUCCAAAGUGAAUGUGGAGGAGCAGCUGGUGGUGUUGACUCCAGAUAAAAUGGAGCAUUACAAUAAACUGGCCCCUCUCAAGAAUUUCUGGCCUAAGGUGCCAGAGUCCACUGCUGUCAGGUUUCCCCUCAAAGAUUCCAAAGCCAAGAAGUCGCCCAAACGAAAAGCCAAGGUCAACAGUACAAGUAAGAAAAUGAUCAGCAGCUCUCCCAAAAGGCCUCAAAUCAAACGAGGUGAAAGGACGAAAAGGAGUGCGGUCCGUCAGAGACGCCCAGUCCUGCCCUCUCUGCCUCCACCUCAGCCAUCUUACUGCGAGCUGGCAGACGACCUUGAGAAAGAGUAUGCUGAUGUCAUGGUAGAAUUGGGUUAUCUUUCUGAAAGGUCCCCUAGCCCCGCAGAUUCAACACCCCCACGGUGCUGGUCCCCAAGUGAACCUUUUCUCAACAGUUCAGAGCAGCUGAUGGAUCCACUCAGUGACCCUUGUCUCAGUUCUGCUAUUCAAAAGCCUCGUGCAAAGUCAGUGACUAAAAGAGCCCAAAGUAAAAGACGGACAGCCAAACCUAAGACGUCCACAGACUCCAGAAGAAACGUAAGCAAGUCUGCUGCUAAGCUCUCAGAGGCACAAGAGCCUGAAAAGGAGAAAUCAAGAAAAAAUAAUGCUGCUGCUCCAAGGCAGAGAAAGAAAGCUAAAGAUGUUACUAAUAGUCCUGCAACAUCUCCAGAACCCAGAAGGUCCCGCAAAAAGAAAACCGACAAACCUAAAAGGGAUGAUUUAUGCAAAGAAGACUCCCAGCUGUUAUUCUCUGACGUCGGCUCCGCUCCUUCAGAGAGUUCCUCUCAAGAAGUUCCUUCGUUUCAGCAGCCAUUAGAAACCGGUGACACCAGCCAGAGCAGGACAUCAACUUGCAUUGUAUCAAUGCCUGCCUCAGCCCGGUCUGUUGAACCCAAGGCUGAGGACCUUGAGACCUCAAUCAUGGAAGUGAACCAAAGCAUGUUGGCACCUGUUGAGAUGAAGCAGCAGGGUUGUCAGACCACUGUGGUGAAAGCUGAAUUCUGUCCAGAGGAGUGCACUCCUCCUCAGCCUCUGGCAGCUGUUCAGCCCUCGCUGGGAAACUCUAAAGACCCCCAGAAAGAUAAUGGUUCUACCCCCCCAGCUCCUAAAAACGGGGAGGUGCCUCCUCUCUCUGAGGCGACCUCUGGCCUGGCUGUCCUCAAGCAGCUCCUCCAGAAGAGGCAGCAGGGUCAGUCCCUUCCUCUGCAAGUGGUUGGGACAGACAGCCAUGCUGCUGCCAUAGCUCAGGCUGCAGCGCUGCUAAGCCCCUCAGCUAAACACGCAAAAUCCAUAAGAACCCCUUCCACCGCUCCCCGGAAACCCCGGGCCCCAAAGUCUACCACUCCAAAGGAGAAAAAGCCCAGAAACAAGAGAGGCAGGACGAGCAGUACUCAGCCAAGUACAGCAGAGAAGCAGGACGGCAGUGUGUCCGAUGACUACCUUCUCUUCUCCUCUGCACCAAGCCUAGAAAGCUGCAACUUCAUAGAGGACAGCUUGUCACCAGAGCUCCCGCAGGCCUACACCUUCGAUAUAAACACUAUCCAUCAGGCCGAGUUCUCCAGUCCAUACAGUGGCAAUCAGUUUGUUUUGACUGAUAAAAACUUACCCGUCAAGUUCCUCAGUGACGCCUGUCAGGAAGCUUCAUCUGCUAAGACGCAGGGCUUAGAUCUUCCUGAGGGCCAAGCCAAGCGGGGCGCUGACACGUGCAAAGCCAGGCCUGCCAGCCCCGAACUCUUUGACAGGUCAGGGAAUGGAGAGCCUUCAUCAAAGCUGGCCACGCUUGAUUCUGAGAAUGAAAGACAAACAGAGUGGGACCUCUCUUUCUGUAGAUCCCACAUCCUCAGCCCUUUUCAAGACUUUCACUGUGAGAGAAAAGAGUUUCUCUUUUCAGCCUUCGACCCUGUGAUACCUUUGUCUUUAAGCUCGGUGUCGUUCGUCGAUCAGGAGGGCUCGCCAUCAAGCGAACUUCAAGAGAGCAUUGAUGGACUUAUGUCCACCACCCCCAGCAGCUCCCCUCACUCCAUCAGUUCGCUGUCACAGGUGAGGGCAAGCCAGCUCCAGCGGGGGGCUGCAGGUGGAGCCCAUAUUCUCAAGCCACUCAUGUCCCCUCCGAGUCGGGAGGAGAUCCUCAGCACUCUGACGGACCUGGAGAUGUCGGAAGCCACUUUCCAGGAACCCUUCUGCAGCAAUCCCUCUGACAUCCCGGCCAAGCCAAUGGAGGUUGGGGGCCGUAAGCUCACAGUUGGGACCAGGUUAGUGAAGGAGCUCGAAGAGUUUGGAGGAGACUUGUCUUUGGAGGGCCUCCUUUUCUGGAAGACCGCCUUCUCCGUCAUGACGCACCCCGCCGUCCCCAUCGUCUCGUCUCAGGGAGCAGUGGCCUUGGAGACAAAAGAAGAAAAGACUGAGCUUUCCGCACCCUCAGCCAAAGACAAGAAGGUCAUCCUUCUCCCCUGCAGAAACCCACCGAGCCGUGAACGCGUGCAGCUGUGGCUGGAAGCCAGGAAACAGUACGAAGGCCUACAGAAAGAGAGGAGAGAGACGGGGAAGGAGAGGGACCAGACUGAUGUGGAGCAGGAGAACGCUGAGAGAACUGAGCUGCCAGUUGUUUCCAGAUGCCCCUCAGUGAUGGUUGAACAUUUUGGGAACAUUUCCAGCACGAGAACUCAAAGGAGAAAGAAACUCAACCUCUCUUUAGUCUUGUCUCCUCUGCUGAAAGCAGGUUCUCAGUGUAAAUCCACAGAAGUCAGUCCGGUUUCUGAUGAGAGCAGUGUGAGUCUUGAGCCUGAGGAAAAAGACGAUGACGACUCUUCUAAAACAACUUCUCCAGAAUCCCCAGAGCUGCCUCCGUGGCAGGACUCUCAUCGACUGAGCCCAUCUGCACCUGACCGUGUCAGCAAUGAGAAGCCAUGUGAAAACUCACCAGCACCGCUGUCACCCAGGGUCACGACUUCACAGGAGAGGCUUGAAGAGGAAAGGUCUCCAUCUCCUUUCCAUAGCUUUGACAGGGAUGGUGGGAGCAACAGUCCAUAUCUGCUACACAGCACCCCUUUCUUAAGGAAAAGGCAGAGGAGCACGGAAGACCUGGAUCCCGUCUGCAGCACACCCACUAGUGACAAAGAUCCUGUUUCUCCAAGACUCCAGCAUAGAAGAAGAAGCCAGGCUGAUCCUUUAAGAAGAGUUUUACUCACCACACAAAUGAAGAACCAGUUUGCUGCUAUAAAUGUGCCAAAGAAAGAACAGUCUCAGAUUGAAGGGCCCAGCAUCGCCAAUUCAUAUGGCUUCAAAGUCAGCAUGCAGAAUCUGCAGGAUGCAAAAGCUCUGCAUGAGGUCCAGCACCUAACGUUAAUGGGAAUGGAGCUCCAUGCCAGAAGCCGGCGUGACCUGGAACCUGACCCAGAGUUUGACCCCAUAUGUGCCUUAUUCUACUGCUUCAGCUCCGAUGCACCCCUGCAGGGCGUAGACAGCACUCAGCUGACAGGUGCCAUCAUGGUGGACAAAGACCAUCUCAGUUGUGGCCAAGGUCGCCGAGCAACAGCGCCGCUGCUAGUCCGGUCUGGCGUCUCCGGGCUACAAAUUAGCUAUGCCAGUGAGGAGAAGAUGCUGUUUCAGGAGCUCAUCGCUAUCAUGAGAAGGUUUGACCCGGACAUACUGGUGGGCUACGAGGUUCAGAUGCAUUCCUGGGGCUACCUGCUUCAGCGGGCUGCUGCGCUUGGAGUGGACCUUUGCCAGCAGCUGUCCCGAAUCCCAGGUGACUCCAAGGAAAACCGCUUCGCUGCUGAGAGAGAUGAGUACGGAGCCGACACCAUGACUGAGAUCAAUAUCAUCGGCCGCGUCACACUUAACCUGUGGAGGGUGAUGAAGACCGAGGUGACGUUGAACAACUACAGCUUUGAGAACGUGGCCUUCCAUGUGCUCCAUCAGCGCUUCCCUCUCUACAGCCCCCGAUCACUGUCUGACUGGUUUGACCACAUCACAGACCUGUAUAGGUGGAAAAUGGUGGAUCAUUAUGUGAGCCGUUUACACGGCACCAUGCAGCUCCUGCAGCAGCAAGACAUCAUCGGCAGAACCAGUGAGCUGGCCCGACUCUUUGGAAUUCAGUUCCUUCAUGUUUUGACUCGAGGAUCCCAGUAUCGCGUUGAGUCCAUGAUGCUCCGUGUGGCCAAGCCCCUGAACUACAUCCCUGUGACGCCCAGCGUGCAGCAGCGAGCCCAGCAGAGGGCGCCACAGUGCAUCCCCUUGGUGAUGGAGCCUGAGUCCCGCUUUUACAGCAACUCUGUGGUGGUGCUGGACUUCCAGUCGCUGUAUCCCUCCAUCAUCAUCGCAUACAACUACUGCUUCUCUACGUGCCUCGGCCAUGUGGACAGCCUGGGAACGCCUGAUGAGUUUAAGUUUGGCUGCACCUCUCUGCGGGUUCCUCCUGAGCUCCUCCACCAGCUCCGUAACGACAUCACUGUGUCCCCAAGUGGCAUCGCCUUCGUCAAGUCGUCGGUGCGUAAAGGCGUCCUGCCCAGCAUGCUGGAGGAGAUCCUCAACACGAGGAUCAUGGUGAAGCAGUCCAUGAAAAACUACAAGCAGGACAAGGCCCUGAUGAGGCUCCUGGACGCCCGGCAGCUCGGGCUCAAGCUCAUCGCCAACGUCACCUUCGGCUACACCUCAGCAAACUACUCUGGUCGCAUGCCCAGCGUGGAGGUGGGAGACAGCAUUGUCCACAAAGCCAGGGAGACCCUGGAGAGAGCCAUCAAGCUGGUCAAUGACACUAAGAAGUGGGGAGCACGUGUUGUGUAUGGAGACACAGACAGCAUGUUUGUCCUGCUGAAAGGAGCCACCAAGGAGCAGGCCUUCAAGAUCGGCCUGGAGAUCGCUGAGGCCGUCACUGCAGCCAACCCCAAACCUGUCAAGCUGAAGUUUGAGAAGGUGUAUCUGCCCUGCGUGCUGCAGACAAAGAAGCGCUACGUCGGCUACAUGUACGAGAGCCUGGACCAAAAAGAGCCCACGUUCGAUGCCAAAGGCAUAGAAACAGUGCGCCGCGAUGGGUGCCCCGCUGUUUCCAAGAUCCUGGAGCGCUCCAUUAAGCUGCUGUUUGAGACGCGAGACAUCAGUCAGGUGAAGCAGUUCGUGCAGCGUCAGUGUGUGAAGGUUCUGGACGGCCGGGCUAGCAUGCAGGACCUGACCUUUGCCAAGGAGUACCGAGGCAGCGGCUCGUACCGGCCCGGAGCCUGCGUGCCCGCUCUGGAGCUCACCAGGCGCAUGAUGGCGUAUGACCGUCGGCUGGAGCCCCGCGUGGGGGAGAGAGUCCCCUAUGUGAUCGUGUACGGGAUGCCCGGCGUGCCCCUCAUUCAGCUGGUGCGCCGGCCCAUGGAGGUGCUGCUGGACCCCAGCCUGCGCCUCAACGCCACCUACUACAUCAGCAAGCAGAUCCUGCCGCCGCUCGGCCGCUUGUUCCAGCUGAUUGGAGUGGACGUCUUCAGCUGGUACCAGGAGCUCCCCAGGACCCAGAAAGCCUCGUGCCCGUCCGGGGUGGCUGGAGAGGAGCCCACUGGGAGGAAGGGAACCAUUUCCCAGUAUUUCACCACGCUUCACUGCCCCGUGUGUGACGAACUGACCCAGCUGGGGGUGUGUUCGCGGUGCCGAGCCGACCCCCAGCGAGUGGCUGUGACCCUGUACCAGGACAUGAGGCAGUGGGAGAGUCAGCAGGAGCAGCUGCUCAAGAUCUGCAGGAACUGCAGCGGCUGUGCUGAACGCCAGGUGCCCUGCGUGUCCCUGGACUGUCCCGUCCUCUACAAGCUGUCCCGGGUCAACAGGCAGCUCUCCAGGGCCCCCUACCUCAGACAACUGCUGGAGCAGUUCUGAUUGGCUCCUGAACACCCAAACUGAUCUGGUGCUAACCGCUGACGCUUCUUUUAGUUUAAACGGUGCUUUGAUGAAACGCUACUAUUUGUUUUUAUCCUUCUUGUAUUGAACACUAACUUAUUACAGAGUUAGUCAGUCAUGCUUGUUUACUGCCACCUCCACAAGCUGCGGAGUGAAGCUGGCGUCUGCAUAACGUCUGCAGGUGAACCGAGUGCGGUGGGAUCCGCUGCAGUUUCUAAGCUCCUCUACCCAGACAACUGGCUUUGAACCACUAACUGACUUGACUUGUGGCGUCUGGUAAAUAUUUCCUGUACAGGUCCUUCUGCAGCCUCGCUGUGCGUUAGCAUGAAAACUGAAGCUUCAGCCAUGAAUGCAGUCAACUGUUUUUAUGCAUUCUGUUCAAAGGGUGCCAUGUUUCUUCUGAUUGUACUCAUGAUGGUGUUUUAAGCAGAUCUGACCUGAUGCAUCACACUUCAGAGUAUGAGAACUGGAAAUCCACUUCUUUUCAAUCUGGGGCUGUUGCAAUACUGUAUUAUAAUUAGUCAUGAACAUUACAUUUCUUUGCACACACGGUUCCAGUUCCCUGUGCCAACUUGUUUCAGACUACAUCCCAUACAGCCGUGCACAUGUUCUGUUUGUAAAAAUGUACAAAAAGGAAGAUAUUGAAGGUGUUUUUGAUUGUUUUUAAUUGACGUUGCUGUGGGUGGAGGUUUGAGAUUGAUAUAAUAAAAAAAUCUGUAUUCAUAAA